AUGGAGCUUCAGCCACAGCAGCUGCGACUGCGAGUUCUGGACACCGUGCGCCUGUCGCCGCCACCCGCUCCGGCGCAGCACGCGGCCCUCCCACUCUCCGGCCUCGACGCCGACCGUAACGCGCUCGACGUCACCUUCCGCACGCUCCGCUUCUUCCCACCUCCGCCGCCGUCCAUCGACCCCCACGCGGUCCUCCCGCCCGCGUUCGAGGCCGCGCUCGGUCUCUUCCCGGUGCUCGCGGGCCGCCUCCGCGACGGCCACGUCGUGGUCGGCGCUGGCGCCGUGCCCAUCGUCCUCGCGGAGUCCGGUCUGUCGGCGGCCGACGUCGACACCGACUGCCCCGGCUCGCCGCAGCUCGACCGCCUCGCGCCACCGGGGGACGGCGACGCCGAAGACGCCGCGGAUACCCCGGUGCUCGCGCUCCAGGCCACGCGGUUCGCGUGCGGCGGCGUCGCGCUCGGGGUGCGGGUGGCGCACGCGCUCUGCGACGGCGCGGGCGCCACCAAGUUCCUCACCGCCGCGGCGCGGUUCGCGCUGGGGCAGGGGACGCCGGAGGUCGCGCCGGUGUGGGAGCGGCGGGAGCUGCUGGGGCCGAGGCGCCCGCCGCGCGUGGCGACGCAGGUGUUCGACCGCGUCCUCGCGCUCGACGGCGACGUCGCGCGGCGCGGGCCAUAUGGAGCCGAGGGGGAAUGGCCCGAACAGCAGCGGCAGCUCACGAGAGAAUGCUUCCACGUGAGCGACGCGCGUGUGGAGGCGCUCAGAGCGCGGAUCGCCGACGAGGCUGGCGUCAAGCUCACGACCUCCGAGGUUGUCGCCGCGUUCAUCUGGCGCGCCAGGGUCAAGGCAAACGGGACCAGCUCUGGCGAGGUGGUGAAGAUGGUGUACUCCAUGAACAUCAGCAAGCUCGUCGACCCGCCGCCCCCCGACGGGUACUGGGGCAACGUGUGCGUCCCGGAGCUGCACCGCCACGACGGGGUCACGGCGGGCGCUGUGAGCGCGUUCACGGACUGGCGGCGGCUCGGCCAUGGGGAGGUGGACUUCGGCUGGGGCGGCCCCGACUCCGUGCUGCCGCUCUCGUGGAGGAUCCUCGGGAGCACGGAGCCGUGCUUCCUGCUGCCCUAUGGUGCGGGGGAUGAGCGGCGGCGGGGAGGGUUCAAGGUGUUCAUCGCGCUGCAGCGCACGGGGCUGGCUGGGUUCAGAGAGGAAAUGCAGGAGCUGCUGUUGCAACCGCAGCUGAGCUCAGCGGGAAAGCUGUGA
Molecule: messenger RNA, 1257 nt
Organism: Miscanthus lutarioriparius
Lineage: Eukaryota; Viridiplantae; Streptophyta; Magnoliopsida; Poales; Poaceae
Source: the annotation of a GenBank genome assembly